UCGUGAGCUCAUCGUCGCCGUGACAAAACACUCCACAUAAACCCACGGCGCGAUCACGCAGACCCUUUUUUUCCUGAAGAGCAGCAGUCUCGUCCAGAAUCGCGCACAGACGCGCUUUCUCCACAGUAGGACGGAGCUGCUGGGGUUUUUCAUUACAUGCGCAGUCCUGUCCUGAAUCACUCAUCACCACGGCAACCUGCUUUCACAUCCACAGCCGGUCAGCAUCCUCUCCCGGACCAGGAGCUCCUCGCUGACACACAGACCACUGAGCGUUUUACAUUUGGAUAGAAACACACUGAGUCAACCUGACCUGAGCUGUCUCUCACUGCUGCUUAAAUCUGUUGGGGCCAUUUAAGGCAGCUGAGCAGCCAUGGUGAAGCUGGGCAGUAAUCUAUCCGAUAAGCUGGAGAAGCAGCCAUCUGCAGAUGAUGGCUUUGAUAACGUCCCCCUCAUCACACCCCUGGAGGUCAGCCAGCUUCAGCAGCCACUGGCAGACAAGGUCACCGUAAAGACAAAAACACAGUUUCAGCUGAAGCGGCAGCAGAGGAACAGGCUCUACGUUCCCAACAUUAAAAAGCUCAAUAUCAAUUUCUACAAUGAUGUCUCAGAUAAAGUCAAGAUCACAGGUCUGAUCUUGAUCACGCUGGCCUUUCUGACCAGCCUGCUCCUUCUGCUUAUGUACAAAGCUAUGUGGUACGACCAGCUUACUUGUCCAGAGGGUUUUGUCCUGAAGCAGAAGCACUGUACCCCUGCAGCUCUGGAGAUGUAUUACACCGAGCAGCAGGAGGAUCCAGGGGCCCGCAGCAGCACCAACACUGGGCUGUAUGCAGCUCUCAGCCGCCUCAACCAGGUCAAAGGGUCUGGCACCGGGUUGAUGUCACAGUGGUUACCAGUAAUCAGACAAGGGGCAGAGAACGCCAAAGAAAGAGACGAGCCUCUAAAAGAAGAGCUAGAAGGAGAAAAAUAAAGGAUUUAGUGAAAAAAAAGUUGAAACAACAGAAGAGGGUAGUGUGAAUGUGUAUAUGUGUAUGCAUGUAUUUAUACUUGUUUCUAGAGCUAUCGGGGACCAUAAACUAACAGAAGACCAACUUAAAGGGAAUCUUAGUUGAAGAUCACAUAGAUAUAUCCAAGGGGGAUAUCUUUAUCUGAAAUAUCAAAAAAGAGAGAAAAAACGAAUUAGAGAUAGGUCUGUAGUUGUGUUUUGUGUGAAUAUUCCAAGCCUUUUCAUCUAGAUAGAGUAUUCACUCUGCAACAUAGAGUAAUGCAAUGGGGCUCAUUUUUAGAAUGACACUAGAUCUUAAUAAAAAAAAAAAAACUAGAUUUGCAUGCAUUCAUGUAAAUACCCCGAUCUCUAUAAACAUGUAUAGCUAGGUUUAGGUAGUGCAUGCAUAUUUGCAUUUAAGCACAUGUGUCUAAUACUGUGUAACAUGCACUUAUGUGAGAAAAUUGAAGAUGAAAGAAACAAGGCUGUGUGAGAAUUUGGAGUGAGAAGUGAAGUCAACACGUUUUAUUAAUAUUGCUGCAAAGUUUUGAAUCUUGUAUUCCUGCUAUGUCUUCAUCAGACUGGAUGUAGAAUGUUUAACAUGAGGAAGUGCUCCAAAUUCAAUCUAACGAGAUAAUUAUAUUUCAUUCAUCUAAGAUGAGUAAAUUCCUCUAAUAUCCUGACUAAAUUGCAUUUUUGUACCCUUUUUUUUAAGAUAUUGCAAACUAGUUUAUUUUCACCGUAAGUAAAUUAAUCAGUGUUUAAUCAAAAUUGCAACUAAAUGAACACCAGGUAAACGGGAUCUGAUGAUUUCAGAGCCUUGGAGUCUAAUUCACUAAGCUAAUCUUUUGCUAAAUAAUGAUAUGAGCUUCUUACUCUAUUGUGAAUGUUGCUAAUUAUGUAUUAGCUGAUGAGAACUACAUCUAAGUAAUGCUGUACCUUCAUGACGGUUCGCUAAAUGUAAACACAAUGCAUCUAAGUGCCAUCUUUGUCCUUGCCUCUGUUAGUAUUUAUAUUUUCUUAUUUUCUAAGAAGAUUAACUUUCUUGGUCUUAGAUGUAUAAAAUAAAAAAUAGUAUUAAGUCUUAUUAAUGUGUACAGUACCUGCUUAAUCUUAUAGCUAGAUGUUAUUCAUUGGCAUAAUGUUUGUACUGUAGAUAUUUAUUUAUGUAUAAAUCAUUCAGACAUUUACAUUUUCUUUUUUUUUUGUAAACAAAUUGUUGACAUGAACAUAAAGAAACCAUAUAGGAUAUAAUUUAAAGCAAACCUAAAUAUUGUUUAUAGGGAAAUAAACAGAACUUACUUGA
This is a messenger RNA of Cyprinodon tularosa, 2288 nucleotides long. It is a transcript of the gene caly, whose product is annotated as calcyon neuron-specific vesicular protein. Gene Ontology annotation, molecular function: clathrin light chain binding. NCBI's taxonomy places the organism in Eukaryota, Metazoa, Chordata, Actinopteri, Cyprinodontiformes, Cyprinodontidae. Gene Ontology annotation, biological process: endosomal transport; clathrin coat assembly; G protein-coupled dopamine receptor signaling pathway. Gene Ontology annotation, cellular component: membrane; endosome. The record is from RefSeq and is a predicted model, not a curated record. The transcript is spliced from 5 exons. The coding region runs from base 371 to 967 and encodes 198 amino acids.